Pseudocercospora fijiensis CIRAD86 is the source of this 1116-nucleotide messenger RNA. RefSeq lists its product as uncharacterized. Gene Ontology annotation, molecular function: tRNA binding; double-stranded RNA binding; nucleotidyltransferase activity. The transcript has 2 exons. Gene Ontology annotation, cellular component: cytoplasm. NCBI's taxonomy places the organism in Eukaryota, Fungi, Ascomycota, Dothideomycetes, Mycosphaerellales, Mycosphaerellaceae. The annotation marks the transcript as partial. The record is from RefSeq and is a predicted model, not a curated record. Gene Ontology annotation, biological process: regulation of translational fidelity.
CUUGAGUCGGCUGCUGAGAAGCUCAGAACUUCUGACAUCCCUGUAGCCUUCCCUACCGAGACCGUGUAUGGCCUCGGGGCAGACGCAACACGGAGCGCUGCUGUCCAAGGCAUCUACAAGGCUAAGCAAAGACCUUCAGACAAUCCUCUCAUUGUUCACUUCUCAUCCCUGUCACAGUUGAGAUCAUUGUUGCACGGCAAACAAUCGUCUCCUACAAACGGCACGCGUCAACACGGGCAUCUGGAAGACCCAAUACCCGUCAUUUACAGACCGCUCAUUGAGAGAUUCUGGCCGGGCCCAAUGACCAUCAUUCUGCCAAAUCCUGAAAAUUCACCUUUGGCGCCCGAAGUCACUGCUGGUCUACACACUUUUGGAGCACGGAUACCUAGACAUCUUCUAGCAUCAGCACUAAUCUCAAUUGCCGGAGUCCCUGUCGCUGCGCCUUCUGCAAACGCUUCCACAAAGCCGUCGCCAACGGCUGCCGAGCACGUUGCACACGAUUUGGACGGUCGCAUUGAGACUAUCAUCGAUGGUGGCCCAUGCGAUGUGGGCGUAGAAAGCACCGUCGUCGAUGGACUUUCGGAUCCGCCUCUUGUGCUACGACCCGGCGGCCUGAGUCUGGAGCAAAUUCGAACAUGCCCGGGAUGGGAGAACACUCAGAUUGGAUACAAGAACGUGUCUGAGAAGGGCAGCCAGCCAAGAGCACCCGGCAUGAAGUACAGACAUUACUCGCCAAAAGCGACUGUCAUUCUUUUCGAAGUAGGCAAGCCUCCGCCCACUCUAGUUGAUCUACAACGUCAUGCAGGAGCAGAAGCAAAAUUAGGCAUUAUCCGAACAAGGACUUGGAAUGUCAACACCGAAGACGCUGAGAAGAGUCUCAAAGCCAGCAAUUGGGCCAAGAAGGAAUACAGAAAACACGACAUUCCCUCCCAAGGAGCCUCGCUUUCAAUCGUCGAAGUCAAGCUUGGACCAGACACAGCAGACAUUGCCAGAGGUAUAUUCUCUGCAUUACGCGACCUCGACAGACAAAAUGUGGACGCCAUCUUUGUGGAGGGCAUCGAUGAUACUGAGGGUGACACAGCGGCAGCCAUCAUGAAUCGAUUGCGUAAAGCCGCU